Naumovozyma dairenensis CBS 421 is the source of this 1521-nucleotide messenger RNA. RefSeq names its product Mum3p (gene MUM3). The coding region runs from base 1 to 1521 and encodes 506 amino acids. NCBI's taxonomy places the organism in Eukaryota, Fungi, Ascomycota, Saccharomycetes, Saccharomycetales, Saccharomycetaceae. The record is from RefSeq and is a predicted model, not a curated record. Gene Ontology annotation, molecular function: acyltransferase activity. The transcript has a single exon. Gene Ontology annotation, cellular component: endomembrane system.
AUGAUAUCUGUUAAAGGGAUUAUUGAAUCUUUUCAUGUUCAUUUUGUUGGUACAGAAACAAAUCGGAGUUUCUGGGAGUGGGUUUAUCUCGGGUCAAGGAUAUUCAUUCUAUUGACGUAUAUUUUACUUCAUUCCAUUGUUUUAAUAGCUAGAAGAAUAAUCACAUCCAUUAUCACAUGUCCUAUUUAUAGAAGAGUCAAAGUGUUCAAGAGAAAUUUUUUCAAGAAUGUGCCGAUUGUAGGUAAAUUUAAAAUAUGUUUAUUGGAUAAAUGGGAUAAUUUCAUUAUGGAGCAACUUUUGCCCUUCUUUGAAAAAAUAUUACAAACAAUAGAACUUUGUUUCCAAUUAUAUGUUGUUGAAUUACUUUUUAAAAACAAUGAAAAUGUCCAAAUUUUUUUCACUGAAGAUAGUGAACCAUUGGAAUUAUUUGAUGGAGAGGAACAAUUAUCUACUCUAUUGAUUGCUAAUCAUCGAUCUGUAAAUGAUUACGCCCUGGUAAAUUAUCUUAUUCAAGACGAAAGCUUAGUAAGAUAUACAAAUAAGAGAGAAGUUAUUAAUAAACUAUGGAAAGAAAACAGAACAAUUGUUCCCAUUUUGAAUUUCAUUUCUUGGGGUAAAAUAUUUAAUUUCCCUAAAAUUUCACUUUUGAAAAAUAUUGUACUUAAAGAUGAAAAUGCUUACCUUAAAGAGGAUGAAUUUGAAGAUCAUUUAAUGACAAAUAAUAAUCAAGUAUAUGCCAUUUUUCCUGAGAUUAAUAUCCUGACUACUGAACUUGGAUUUGUUCAAAGGAAAUUAAAUCAGGAAUAUAUUUUUGUCACUAAAUUCUAUAAUGUUCUGUAUCCUCGUUUUAGAAAUUUUAUUACUGUUGUAAAUUGUUUUGGGUUUGUUCAAAACAUUAAGAAGAUGAGACAUAAUUAUAUCUUUAAUGAGACAAAACAAUAUUUGAACGAAAAAUUCGAUAAAAUUUUGUUGCCAACAAAGAAAGAUGAUCGCAAGAAAAAUGAAGCUCAGGUUUCCAUGAUCCUAAGUGAUUCUGGGUUAUUUGAAAAGAGACCCGAAGACUCCUCCUCCAGGGAAAACAAACCAGUCAAUAGAACUUCUUUGUCCAAUUUCAAAUUAAAUCCUUAUUUUUAUGACUUGACCAUUGUAUAUUACAGACCAAUUAUUACUAGUAAAGGUCAUAAUCAUACUACGGGGAACAUGAAAAUACAUAAAGGGUAUCAAUUACAACAAAUUGUUCCCUCUUUCUUAGAUUUAUUAAUGGCCAAGAAACCACAGAGAGAUAUGGGAAAGACAACAACAAAAACUAAAACUAAAAAUCAUAUAAAGGAAGAAGAAACGACGCCAACGGACCCAGUAGAAGAGAUUGGUCCCAUUAUAAUAAUGGUUCAAAUAUCCAAAUGUAAAAUGGCACCGCUUUUACCAUUGAAAGAUAAAAAAUUAGAGAGAUGGUUAGAACAAAGAUGGGGUCAUAAAGACAAACUGAUAAACAUAAUAGAUUCUAAGAUAGAAGUGAAGUGA